This is a messenger RNA of Trichoderma reesei QM6a, 3018 nucleotides long. RefSeq lists its product as uncharacterized. Lineage: Eukaryota; Fungi; Ascomycota; Sordariomycetes; Hypocreales; Hypocreaceae. Gene Ontology annotation, biological process: nucleolar large rRNA transcription by RNA polymerase I. Gene Ontology annotation, molecular function: RNA polymerase I general transcription initiation factor binding; RNA polymerase I transcription regulatory region sequence-specific DNA binding. Gene Ontology annotation, cellular component: RNA polymerase I core factor complex. The transcript has 3 exons. The record is from RefSeq and is a predicted model, not a curated record. The coding region runs from base 1 to 3018 and encodes 1005 amino acids.
AUGGGCCUGGGAACUCCAGGAGUGUUAAACUAUACACCUAGCGAGCGUUCCGGAGAGGGACUUGGGCUAUUGGAGACAUCCAGGUUCACUUCACGAUGUAAGAUUAUCGGCGCUUCAGUUGAGACUUACUCAGCUUCGAAAAGUCAGCUUCCCGAAACUUCCACCAGGCUCUGGGAAGAGCGCCAGACCCAGCAGCGAUGGCUAUUCAAAUCUCAUCCAGAUAUUGCGUUUGGCAAUACGGCAUAUCAGGAUGUCCUGAAAGAAGACAUGGCGGCACUCAACCUCUCAGACGAAACCCCGAACACGAGACCUCUCUUAGCUAUCGGACAUGUCCCGGAUCCAAGUGAUAAAUCAGGCAUCCGAAAGCUCCCUAUUGCGGCUGUUGCCUGUGGAGAGGCGGGCGAGCUAUUGCGACUUGCUCGCAUGGAUGAUGUGCAGUUGCAGUGGGGAGACGAUGCGGAUGCCUUUCUGAACAUUGAGACCAUCGACCCAACUCAGAGAGACGCAGAAGCGAUCUGGACCAAUGACGGGUUGCCCAUUCGGCAGAUCAAAUUUCUCGGGAACCGUCUACAAGACGACACACUCAGGUGGCUGUUGCUCCAGAAAGAAACAGCGACAACAAUCCUCAGACCAGAAAUCCGCCAGGUCCCUACUACGUCAAGUCAGCCCGGGAGCAGUUUGAUUCGGGAGCGACCGUCGCUAAUAAGCCCAAAUCCCUUGCUCACCAUCUCGCAUGACAAAACAGGGGGCAGUCCUCACUCGGACGUCGCUCUUCUUACCACGACACAUGGGCGAUCUCAUCAACUUGCCAUCAUAGAUGAGGGCGGUUAUUGGAGCAUAUGGGAUCUCACAGGAGCUUGGCAGGUCCAGCGGAAGGGCGCUCCUCAAUUCUCACUCAGCAAAUGCGGACAUAUUUCUGAUGGUCUAUUGGACGAGCUACCGUCGAGGCCUUCUUUUCCGAGGGAAAGGCACGGUCUUCUCCUCCUAGAAGGCGUGUGGCAUGGGAAGUUGGAGAGCUCGCCGUCCGCUUCCGCCCGCAAGGCAACAGAUCCUACUGCGCGAUAUCUACUGAUGUGGAACCACGAGAGGAUGGAGGUGCUCAAUCUGGAUACAAACAUAUUCCUUCCGAGGCUGGGGCGCAUUAUGCGGCAGAGGGGAAAGUUGGAUUGGAUUUUGGAUAUUCAUCGCAGCCCAGUCAGACAAAACCACGUUUUCAUCCUCACGCAAUAUCAUAUCACCUGGGUCGAUGUGUUCAACCGCGACGAAUCAGGUCCAGGACCUUUGAAGCCGUCCAUAUUGCUCUCAUGCCCACACUUGGGUACGAAAAAGGACGAUUCGAGAAUGUUCGUUUGUCGAGCGUCAGACGAUGACCCAGACACAUCACUGGUCUUUAUCUACUACCCGCGAAUGGGUCAGCUCUGCAUAUUCUGGUUCACAUAUUCGCCCGUGAGCAGAAUGCCGCAAUGGCAUCGCGACAUCGUUUCACUUCCGGGAAGCGAGGACAGGGAAUUUCCGACAAAGAAUGUAAUUGAGUAUCUAAGAGUUGACCCUGUGCGGCUAGCCGUCUCGGUCAAGGAGAAGGUGUCGAGCCCUGGCAUAGACUACCACCGAAGAGGUGCUCGGUUCUAUCACCUCACCUUUUUGGGCAAAGAUUUUAGCUUGCAGCGCUGUCUAUGCGCCACCACGGACGAUCCGACACUGGAUAUCCAAGAGCCGACAUCCGCUGUUGCGUGGGCUGAAGCUAAGCAACAGAAGCAGAGAGAGAAGAGGAGAAGGGCGAUUAUGAAUCAAGUUUCUAGCUCGUUCAUUCUCCCAGACGAGAUGACGAUGGACGACAUGGAGGCGUUGUUAAACGGCGAAGAAGUGGAGGAUGAAGAAGACUUUGACGGGAAUAUUCCGAGCUCGGCUCUUGCACAGCCGACUCGCAUCAAGCUGGAUCAAAUUUAUCAGACUCUCCAGGGCUCACUUGAAGCAUCAAUAAGCCAAGGAGAAAGCGGCCUUCCUUCUCAGUUGUUUGAGGCUCUUCGACAGUGUCUCAGCGACGGAUUCGACGAAGGGAGGCUGCCGCUGCACACGUGGGGCGAAGUCGCUGAGAUGAUGUUGCGAGACCCAACGUUCGAACCCCCUGAUGAGCCCCUGAAAGACGAAAUGGAGAGGUUGCUCGAUGAGAACAAUGAGAAAACCAUCGUCACACCACUUCAUCAAUACAAUCGCGACGAAAUGCUCCCCUCUCUAGUCAGCCUACAGUAUUUCCAGCGAAACUUUGCCGAACUAUGGAUUGACCCAGUCAAGGGCAUCCUCAGUGAGGACAUGCACCAAGUCCGACGAAUAUGGGUCACGGAACUGGCUCGGGACGUCUUCCUGGCCAGUUAUGGCAUCAUGUACCAGGAUAUAUCAUUACUCGGACCAGCCAGCUCUGAGUUGCCAGAGGAGGACAGGCAGAGAUCGCGGACAGGGCCUCAAUUUGGCAGCUCCCAAAUCGCCACAUCAUCAAGAUCAAGUUCCCGAGACUGGGCGUCUUCACCAGCACAAUCUCCCACUGCUUCAACAACAACUUUCACGGGACCCGACGAGGCAGUCCAGCGACUCCGACUAUUGGCCAAGUCUAUCGAUACCGACAAGCCGAAUGCGUCCAGGAGAUCGAAUGUUCUCGCUUACUGGCCCACGGAACGGGGCGUCGAUCUGAACGAAUACGUGUCAAGCGUGGCCAGAGCAAACGAAGAGCUCUUCAGAGACGCCAAAGAAAGGCUACAAAGGAUCGAGGCCAAGCGAAAGGCCCGCUCCGAAAAGUUUAGACGGCCCGCAUUCAUGAGACAAGGGCUUCCAGAUAUUAAUCCUACGAGUUCCAUGGCGCCGACACGACCUGUGCCCAUGCAGAUCAUGUCAAGCCAGGGAGGUCCGGAGGCGACUCAGACGCAGGUGCCCGUCAUGACGACGAUGAGCCAGCCUGUUUCUGGGCUGUUUGGCGACAGGAAGAAGGUGAAGAAGAAGCAGAAGAGAAAGCUCGGGUUUAGAUGA